UUGACCAAUAACAAUUUCCACGUUAGCGUUUUUAUUGUCGUUAUUUAUACGUUUAUUAACAUCAUGUAACUCAAAAUAUGAUUAAUUUAACUGCACAGCAUCACAUUAUUUCCCCAGGCAGUGUUUAGUUUGCGUUGGAGACGGGACUUGUUUGAUAUAUGUUAUCUACUGUUAGCUAGCUGCUAGCUAACGAUGGCUAACUGUAUGGUUUUCCACACGCAAAUAGCCUCCAUCAUGGAGGUGCUAGCGAAUGCAGCCGUAGCAGAAAUCUGUAAACUCGUAGACGACGAAUAUGCAGUGUUUCGUUUGGAAAUAACUCAAAGCCAGAAAGAAAACAAGGCAUUGCGGAGGAAACUACAGCUACAAGAACUGAAGGUGGCACGGGAGCGCGCAGAAAGGACAACGCAAGAGCGCGUCCUCGCCAGUCAUCCCAGUAGUGUCAAGAUCCUCGACCAGUACAGAGGAAUGGCAAGAGUGACUCUCUCAGGUGAAGAACAUCUCACUGGAGGCCACAGGAGCUUUGUGAAGCCUGCAGGACACAAAACUUGGAGAGAUGACCAACCAAUCACUGUUGAUGAGGGGAGUGGAACCUCAACCAAGAACGUUAUCGUGAUAGAGUCUGUAGAUGCAGAGGCUGCUGGUCCUGGGGUCAAGCAGGAGAGAUCUGAAAGAGAGGAGGAGGACCCACGACACAGCAGAGAGAUCCAGACUGGAGCGGCCCAUGAAGCCACGGAGGUCCCUACCACCACCGCCCCAGCGCCGCCCAGUACCCGACGUAGCAUCACGGAGGAGGGUCCAGAUGUGGAGGGUCCAGAUGUGCUGCUGGUAAAGGAGGAGGGGUGUGAGGAGGGUCUGGGGAACCCUGAGGUGACCAUGGUCAUGGACAAACAAACUACACCUCCUCCUGAACCCAAAGAGGCACCAGCUGAGCAGCACAGGACCACACACAGUCUCACUGAGUCAGUAGACAUGGAAGAUGGGAAGCCUGAUCUGCUGCUGGUCAAAGAGGAGACAAUAGAAGAUGGACCAGAGAGCAUUGAUCUGCUGAGUGGACUAAAGAUGGGGGAGCAAUGUGGUUGGUUGGAGGCUAACAGAGGAGACUGGGUGAACAUCUUGGAUUCCCAGACCCAGACCGGUGCAGCCAAGGGCCUAAGGGACAACAUCACUGAGCAGGCCAGGACCAGAGGUGACAUAGUGGAGUCUGCAGUCCAUGAAGACCUGCUGAUAUCCGGUGUUGCUAGAGGGAGAGACUGGACCUCUGAAUCGGCUGGUCACAAACCCUGGCCCCGGAUCAGAACCCUGGAUCAGGAGCCGUCGCUCUUCCUUCCCGAGUCGGAACCAAGACCCAACCACGAGGGACAGAGACUCCACCACCACACAGAACACAACCAGUGGACAGGUGGACUGAACAACAGUCCUGGUGGUCAUCAGAGAGACAGAGGCUCCAGUCAGGGAUCCAGUCUGCAGCACAGACCCUUCUCUUCACAGUCUCAGUGCAGGGAUGAAGCAGGGCCUGGGGCUGAUAGAGACAGACCCUCCUGUUCCUAUGAUACAAACACCACAGUAUCCAUGAUGAACAGAGCAGGUCACCCUGGGCUUCAGCCUUCACAGAGAGUGGUGGGAGACCCCCCUGGUGGGAGUCUAUCAGCAAAUCUGUCUUCUCCUUCAGGAUCUCGCCUAAUGCCUGGUGACUGGGUUCAUAGACAGCCUGGGCCUGGGUCUAGCCUUCCUCAGUUACCUCAUGGUUACCCCACGAAUACAGACCGGGUCAGGAUUGGCGUUCACCACGAGAGUUACCUAGCCUAUAACACAGCACACAAUCCCAACAACACCCAAACAAUGGCUAGAGGUCAAGGAGUGAGCUCAAAGACUAACCACCUGAGGGUGGUGGCUCCUGCUUCUACCUCCUCUGGUGUCAUUGAGUCACAACAUGGGAGGCCGAGCAUUAGGUCGGACGCCGACAAGCCGUACGCCUGCCCCACGUGUGGAAAGCGCUUUGCUGAGGCAAACUAUGUGAAGAGGCACCAGACAGUUCACACAAAUGAAAGGCCCUUCAAGUGCAAACUAUGUUACAAGAGCUUCUCCUUCCUGACUAACCUGAUCAGACAUAGGAGUGUCCACAAAGGGGAGAAAUCGUAGGAGUGUGGCUUGAGAUGUACACAGGAUAUCUGGGAACUAUUCUUUAGCUGACAUACUGAAUUAUAAUUAUCAUGUGAAGUGUCUCAGUUGAGCAUUUGAGUAUGCUCACCAUCUCUGAUGAUACAGACUUGUUGUUUGGUGUGCAGGCAUAGCCAAAACAUAGUCAUUUUAUUGAAGUGUAACUAUAUCUCCCCUCUGAAUUUGGUUUUGUCUAUAUUCUAUACCCUCUUUUUAAUAAUAUAUUUAUAACACCCCCUAAUGUUAUUGGGCAUAAUCAGGUGGUACCUGUUCCUUUAUGUACUGAAACAAUGUGAUCAAAUCUGUUAAUACAUUUUGAACCAUGUUGUCCUUUUGAUACACUACAUGACCAAAAGUAUGUGGACACCUGCUCGUCCCAACAUCUCAUUCCAAAAUCAUGGGCAUUAAUAUGGA
Molecule: messenger RNA, 2571 nt
Organism: Salvelinus namaycush (lake trout)
Lineage: Eukaryota; Metazoa; Chordata; Actinopteri; Salmoniformes; Salmonidae
Exons: 7
Coding region: 193-2139 (648 amino acids)
Biological process (GO): regulation of transcription by RNA polymerase II
Cellular component (GO): nucleus
Molecular function (GO): RNA polymerase II cis-regulatory region sequence-specific DNA binding; DNA-binding transcription factor activity
Source: RefSeq, a predicted model, not a curated record